UACUCAUUCAUUCUAAUUUCAAAAUAAAAUUUAUCGUUACGAACAAGUAAAACAAAAUUGCAUUGUUUCUCUUUGAUAAAUAAAUAAUCUUAAAUAAAAUGAACACCGUUCUCCAGCCAGUUCUAGAUUUGUAUCCAAAAUAUUGCAUAGAAAGACAGAAAUGUCCCAGCUACGUUGAAAUGUAUACAAAAAAAUCUAGUGAUGUUAUUAUGGUGUAUUUAAAGGCUAAACAAAAUGUGCUGUCUGCGGAUACUACAGGAAAAGCAAGUCAAAAUCCCAAAGAGGAAUUGGAUUUAACUGGGUCUCCACUUAAACUGGACUUGAGUCUGCACACAAUCUUGGAUGAUACACUUAUAUCAGAAGAGGCUCAGUUGUGGAACAAGGAUGAAAGCAGCCAUAUUCCAAUUGGCAUUGAUAAGGCUAGAGAAAUAGCCAACCUUUACAAUAUGGGUAUAUCAAAGCUGAAUUCAGAAGACAGCAUACCUAUAUGGAUAGUAUGCAACCCGGAGUCCGAGGGUAAACCAUUGUUGUUAACCAUACAAUCAAAUGAAGAACAGUUUGCUAGAGGAAUUGUUACUUAUGAUGGAGCUAUGUGCUUGGAAGAAGUAGAUGUUGAAAAUAUUAUAGAGAAAUUUGCGAAGGAAGAAGGGCUCAAUGAAGAUUUGGUAGACAUAUCAGUGGAUUGCAAAUAUGUGCUGUCAGGCAUGUCAUACAGCUCUCGCAACACUGAUGAGUUGCUGAAUGCGCCCCAUGGAGGAGUCACAGAGUUACACUGUGAAUGGACAGGAAAUACACUUAUAACUCCCUUCAUAAGCUGCAAAGUUAACUUUGAGCAAGAAGUGAUAGUAGGGCAUUUAGCAAGCCCAUGCAAUGCAAUCUGGAAGUCUGUGUACGCACUGCACAAUAUCAACCAAAUCCUAGUUGACAUGACUGCUGCUGGCAGCGCUUCUGUCAACUUAGAGACUGCUCAAAUCAGAUUAUCCAACCCAAGCCUUAAAUAUCCGAACAACUCCAAGCGCCUAAACCAGCUGUUAAACGAAACAGAAGCCUACGCAUACACCGCGCAGUAUCCCGAAGGCGGCUGCGUUUGUGUCACGGAGAACACCACCACACUCAAGCAGUGCUUAUCCGUCAUGAACGCGGAGGGUUCCAGCAACGACUUUAUAUACAAACUGUGGGACAUAUUGAGAGAUUGUGAAACUGCUGAAGAAGUCGUGACGUUACUGUUACAAGCCCUCAAAUUCAUAUCCAGUGGAAAGAUAAGACCAUUCAUAGACGCAAACAACAAGACUUACCUAUCCAAGUUGGUACUAAAGUUAUCCCGCGGUCACUCCCAAGCGUCCAAAGUCCUAAAGAACUUGCGCGCCAGCCCGCCGCAGGCGCUUUCGCUCGUCGCGCAAGUCGGCACUGAGAAGACCAUGUGGGAGUACACUAGAGUCAUGAGUCUCUUGGAACAUUCCUUCUUCAUUGCUGGCAUCUGGACGAGCGAUAACAGAACCCACGAAUCGAUCGAGCAAAUAAACCAAACCAUUCAAGACAUGACAAUGUGCGGCGAGUUCUCCCUGAACCCGUUCGAGACGCUGUCCUCGGGGGACCACUCCAUCCGGUUGGACUCGCAGUCGUUCUAUGAGGACGACCCUCACGAGCUCACUGUGGAUGAUUUCGCAUCACUCAAGAAACAUGGACUUGUGACUGAAAAAAAGGAUGUUAACGAGGUACCUUUAAUAUCAGACGAGAUCGAUAUCAGCCCUUGGAAAAACCUGUUGAUGAAAUUUGCACAAGUCCACGUGUGCUUGGAACAUUUGUACCGAGCCGAAGUUUGUUUGCGAGCUGAUUUCACGAACCUGAAGCCAAUCGCAGCCCGUCUGUUAGAACACUACGUGUCAGAACGAUCGCCUGUCAAGACCGUCGGACAGCUGAUCAGCGACCCGGUGCAGAGGACAUCCAUGCCCAUCGCCAACAAUGUGGUCCAGGACCAUCUGAAAAAAUCUGCCUUCUGGUACCGCAUGGCGUUGCAAAGAAAACCGAAAGCAACGGAUAUGGGAGUGAAAAGAGAGUCUAAACGAGUGUACGUGUUCACUCAGCUACCAGUGUUUCCACCUUCCGUGUGGCAGAAUUUAGAACCACCAGCAGAUGAGGUUGGCGAAGUCACUAAUAUCGGGAUGGAAGAGCUCAAGUAUCACAUCACCAAAUACACAUACAUUUGCAACAAGGUCAAAAAUAAAUUGCCGGUUUAAAUUUUAAUUACACUUACAUUACUUUUAAUAUUGUCAACCAACAAUCAUGUGCCUUAAGUAAUAUUAGAUUACAUUAUAUAACAAUACCUUCAAGAAAAAAUAUUUUU
Cydia splendana is the source of this 2344-nucleotide messenger RNA. RefSeq names its product protein zwilch (gene Zwilch). Gene Ontology annotation, biological process: protein localization to kinetochore; mitotic spindle assembly checkpoint signaling. The record is from RefSeq and is a predicted model, not a curated record. The transcript has 14 exons. The coding region runs from base 99 to 2237 and encodes 712 amino acids. Gene Ontology annotation, cellular component: RZZ complex. NCBI's taxonomy places the organism in Eukaryota, Metazoa, Arthropoda, Insecta, Lepidoptera, Tortricidae.